AUGAUUGAAAAUUUACAAAAUAAAAUAUUGUUAAACAAAGCGGCCAAAUUAAAAACAGCUGCUAAAUUGGCUAAUGCAGUUCCGCCAGUGGCUGGUGCUCUUGGCAGAGAUGUCCAAAAGGCAGAAAAUGUAUUUAAUACCAAUGAAAAACGACUAUGGUUUGUGCGAAAAGAUGCUGAAAAUCAAGAAAAUCCUCUUAACACCAAUGAAAAACGACUAUGGUUUGUGCGAAAAUCUAAUCUAGAAGAGCCACUUAACAGCAAUGAAAAAAGGCUAUGGCUUGUGCGAAAAGAUAAUCUAGAAGAGCCACUCAACAGCAAUGAAAAACGACUAUGGUUUGUGCGAAAAGAUGCUGAAAACCAAGAAAAUCCACUUAACACCAAUGAAAAACGACUAUGGUUUGUGCGAAAAGAUGCUGAAAACCAAGAAAAUCCACUUAACACCAAUGAAAAACGACUAUGGUUUGUGCGAAAAGAUGCUGAAAACCAAGAAAAUCCACUUAACACCAAUGAAAAACGACUAUGGUUUGUGCGAAAAGAUGCUGAAAACCAAGAAAAUCCACUUAACACCAAUGAAAAACGACUAUGGUUUGUGCGAAAAGAUAAUCUAGAAGAGCCACUCAACAGCAAUGAAAAACGACUAUGGCUUGUGCGAAAAGAUGCUGAAAAUCAAGAAAAUCCACUUAACACCAAUGAAAAACGACUAUGGUUUGUGCGAAAAGAUGCUGAAAAUCAAGAAAAUCCUCUUAACACCAAUGAAAAACGACUAUGGUUUGUGCGAAAAGAUAAUCUAGAAGAGCCACUUAACACCAAUGAAAAAAGACUAUGGCUUGUGUGA
This is a messenger RNA of Biomphalaria glabrata, 837 nucleotides long. RefSeq names its product golgin subfamily A member 6-like protein 24. NCBI's taxonomy places the organism in Eukaryota, Metazoa, Mollusca, Gastropoda, Planorbidae. Bases 1 to 837 code for a protein of 278 amino acids. The transcript is spliced from 2 exons. The record is from RefSeq and is a predicted model, not a curated record.